AUGGCGGAGGGCACCAAGGACCAGCCCGAUUACUCGGCCUGGACAAACGCAAGCCUGAUCGCCCGUAUCACAGACCUCGAGCGUCAGCUUCACACUCGUACAACGGAAUUUACCGCACCGACCGAGCAAUCUACCCAAAAUACCGAUUCUCAAGCGCCCGCAUUCUCCCCCGAAGGGGACAUCACCCAAGUUCCUGGGCCGGCCCGGGAGGUCAAAAGCAAUGCCGGAUCCAAUGUUGAACGGGCUUUUGACCCCUCCAAGUACUCCACGCGAUACAUUGCGCUGAAAUUUGCAUACCUGGGUCAGGCGUACAAUGGACUGGAGCACACCAACGGCAACGUGACUCCCUUGCCCACGGUUGAGGAAAUUGUGUGGAAGGCUUUGCGCCGCACUCGCCUUAUCUUCCCCGAAACGACCUCUGAUCAGGAACCGACUGAACGUGAGCGCGUCCCUAUGCGCCCUUACCACCUCUACUGGGACGGGGUUGAAUAUUCCAAGGCGGGCCGCACGGAUAAGGGAGUCAGCGCCUUUGGACAAGUCAUUGGGUUGAGGGUUCGCAGUCAGAGACCCAAGCCUAAGCCUCCAGUUGAAGGCGAAGAGGAUGCUAUGGAGGUUGACACAUCUACUGAAACAAAGUGGGAUGAUGUAGCCGACGAGAUCAACUACCCAGCUGUUCUGAACAGAGUUCUUCCGGAAGAUGUUAGGGUUCUAGCUUGGUGUCCUAACCCACCACCUGGAUUCGAUGCCCGCUUCUCUUGCCGUGAACGUCGGUACAGGUACUUCUUCACAAAUCCAGCCUUCACACCAACUCCUGGCGCCGCUGGGUUCGAGAACCGCGCGCAAAGUGGAAACGGACCACGGGCUGAAUUCCGCGAGGGUUGGCUUGACAUUGAUGCCAUGCGUGAGGCAGCCAAGCAUUUCGAGGGUGUUCAUGAUUUCCGGAAUUUCUGCAAGUUAGACGUCAAGAAGCAGAUUGAUAACUUUAUGCGCAUCAUUCAUCACUCUGACAUCGAAGCUGUGAACCCCAAGACUGACCCGCUGGGCUAUGUUGGAAAAGCUGGGUUCCAGGCCAAGCAGAAUGCCAUUCCAGAACCCGAUCAGGUAACCCCGGACACAGUCUCUCAGAACGUUCCACAGGUGUACUCGUUCAGCCUUCACGGAUCAGCCUUUUUGUGGCACCAAGUGCGCCACAUGGUUUCAAUUCUGUUCCUGGUCGGACAAGGCCUGGAAUCACCGUCCAUUGUGCCUGAAUUGCUAGACCCUUCCAAGAACCCACGUAAGCCAACCUAUUUUAUGGCUGACGAUGCUCCUCUGGUUCUCGAGGAUUGCAUCUUCCCUGAUGUCGCCUCGGGUAGCCGCGAGGAUGCCCUGAACUGGGUCUAUGCUGGCGACGAUGUCGGCAACACCAAGGGAAGCGCUAAGGGCGACGCCAAAUUCGGGUUGCAGGGCACAGUUGAGACAAUGUGGACUGUCUGGAGACAGCGCAAGAUUGACGAAAUCCUUGCUGGUGCUCUGCUGGAUUUGGUUGUCAGCAAGGGCAACCAGAGCAUCGAGCAGAGGGAUGAGCAGUUAAAGAUUUCGAGCUCCUCUGGCAAAAAGUCGAAAAGAGGCUCUAAAACCUGGUAUGGCGGAAACGACUGCGUUGUUGGUGGCAAAUAUACCCCCGUCGACAAGAAGCCCAAGAUGGAAACCGUUGAAUCCCAAAAUGCCAAGGGACUCAGGGCGAAGCAGCGAAAGCUGGAAAGAGAUGAGGCCGCAAAGGCGCCAGAAGCAUAA
Molecule: messenger RNA, 1776 nt
Organism: Penicillium brevicompactum
Lineage: Eukaryota; Fungi; Ascomycota; Eurotiomycetes; Eurotiales; Aspergillaceae
Product: pseudouridine synthase DEG1
Exons: 2
Coding region: 1-1776 (591 amino acids)
Biological process (GO): mRNA pseudouridine synthesis; tRNA pseudouridine synthesis
Cellular component (GO): nucleus; cytoplasm
Molecular function (GO): pseudouridine synthase activity; RNA binding
Source: RefSeq, a predicted model, not a curated record